AUGGCUCUUGUUCCUCUCCAAUUAAUUGGAAGAAUCUCAGAGCACGAACGAGAUAUUUUUUGGAAAAAUGAUCUACCUUCUUCCGUUUCGUUGUGCAGACCGAUCAAGCUAAUUUUUUUGAAGGAAUCUGCUCAGCUAACGCGAAAUGAAGUUGAGAAAGUGCGAGAUCAAAUAAAAAAUCUGAGGCCAACUGAAAUUCUUCAAGACGGUCGGACAAUUACUGUAUAUUCUUCGUUAAUUCUAAGUAUGAUGGAUACUAAGGUAGUAAACGACCUCACAGAAACAAACUCGCAAUCCUGCUCAUUUUGUGGGAAAAGCGGAAAGAAUCUGAAUGACGCAACCAACGAUCUGAACGAGACCAACGCUGAAAAGUUCUCUCGUGGAUUCUCCCCUCUCCAUUGCUAUAUUCGGACAAUGGAACUGUUUCUUAAGGUAGCAUAUCGACUAGAAAUGGAAAAACCGACAUGGCGCGUAGCGAAGUCUAACGAAGCUGUCCGUCAACGAGAAGCCACCAUUCGAGCCGAAAUAAAACGAAGACUAGGGCUCAGAAUUAGCGAACCGUUACCGAGCGGUGGCAACAGCAAUGAUGGUAAUACCUCACGAACGUUCUUCAAAGAAUGGCGUACAAUCUGCGAAAUUACGGGGUUGAAUGAAGAUCUACUGGAGAGAAUGUACAUCAUUCUAGUUAUUAUCAACUGUAAGAGUGAUAUCAACGUGGAAGUAUUCCAAAACUACUUGGAAACGACUAGGAAACUUUAUAUCAGCCUAUAUGGUUGGUAUCCGCUGUCUCCAACUCUCCACAAAAUUUUGGUCCACGGCGGUGCCAUCGCGAAGCACAGUACUGUUCCUGUUGGAAUGUUGAGCGAGGAAGCACUGGAGACCCGGAACAAGUCUAUCAGAAAGUUCCGAGAAUUCCACUCCAGGAAAUUCAGCAGAACGGCAAACAUCGAAGACGUCUUCCAACGUUUGCUUCUAACAUCCGAUCCAGUGAUUUCCUUGAUGAAUAGGAAAAACAGCGAUUCUCCUUUAAACUCUCUUCCAGCCAAAGCUCAAGAACUUGUUAUUUUGAAUUGAAUUGAAAAGAUAUGUAGUUUUAAUUUUUAUUUGUUCUAAGCUCAAUAAACCAAAAUAUUAAGUAUAUGCAUACUAAUCGAUUGUUUUUAGAAAUCCAACAUAGAGAGAAAAGUAUGGAACCUUUCAUUAGGGUAGCAUUGACAGAAGGUUCUUUGAAACGUUGAUAGUGUUUAUUUUUUAGUUAAAAAUCCAAUUUUUUUAAAUAUGUUUUUAUGUGUUGAUUCUUCAAAAAAACUUAGUUCUAGACAAUUUUAAAGCAUUCAAUUGCGCACCUUUUUGCCGAAGACAUCAUACCUGUAUUUUGUAUAUUCUUGAAGUUAUGGCCAUUUUUUGAUGAAAAAUGACAUAUUUUCAAAAAUUAAUUAA
Messenger RNA from Aedes albopictus (Asian tiger mosquito), 1440 nucleotides. RefSeq lists its product as uncharacterized. The record is from RefSeq and is a predicted model, not a curated record. The coding region runs from base 1 to 1074 and encodes 357 amino acids. Lineage: Eukaryota; Metazoa; Arthropoda; Insecta; Diptera; Culicidae. The transcript is spliced from 2 exons.